Molecule: messenger RNA, 6659 nt
Organism: Paramormyrops kingsleyae
Lineage: Eukaryota; Metazoa; Chordata; Actinopteri; Osteoglossiformes; Mormyridae
Gene: zfyve9a
Product: zinc finger, FYVE domain containing 9a
Biological process (GO): endosomal transport; transforming growth factor beta receptor signaling pathway
Cellular component (GO): early endosome membrane
Molecular function (GO): metal ion binding
Source: RefSeq, a predicted model, not a curated record
GCCCAAGUAUACAAAUGAAUAUUCUGAUAAAUUACGAGCUUAAUUGUCUUCGUUAAGGGUACAGCAGCCUCCCCCGGCUCUCAUUACCCUUGACUGCAAUAACGUCCUGCUGGCAUUUCUAAUAUGACUUGUGUAUCCCAUUAUUGAGCUACUUUUGAUUUUUCGAUUGGAUCAUAGAUUUAACUGAUGCGGUACACUUACAUUUUCUCCAGUCAAGGGGGCGCUGUCUGCUUUGCCGUCUAAUCUGCGCGCUAAUUAAUCUGCGAGGCUGGAGAAAACGCGAAAGCGAGGAGGUUACGAAAUUGCCGCCAUUUUGGCUCAAGGUUGGGUGGCGCGCGACUCUUCAGCCGCUACGUUUAGAGCCAAGAUGGCGACGGAUUCGUAACCUUCUACACGCCAGUUGCCUUCACUCCAACUGAACGGCUUCAUUCUGCCGGAGCCCGGAGAUAUCGGAGUUAACAACAAGGAGACUUGGAUACGAAUCGAAAGGGGGAAAAAGAGCGGCUGUGAAGAAGCUGUGAGCGUUAUCGCCAAGGCUGCCCCGCUGCAGGGCUCGCCGCGAAGCGCUGGACGCCCGUGCCGGAGUCGCAUGAUGAAGAUGAGUGUUCCUCGGGUACCGGCACCACACGUUCAUGUGACUGGAAGGAGCGACUGCCCCUUGAGAAGCCCCCGUGCAUUUGCCUGUGACUGCUGAAUAGGACCUGUCGACAGGUCCGGACAGCACUCGGCAGGGUGGCGGUUCCUGACCCAUGGAGAAUUACUUCCAGGCAGAAGCCUUCAACCUGGACAAGGUGCUGGAUGAGUUCGAGCAGAAUGAAGAUGAGGCAGAUGCACCGACGCUGUCUGAUGCCAAGUGGACCCAGAUCCUGGCUCCUCCCUCCCACCUGCUGAGCUUCAGUCCCGCCCUGGCGCACGCCGACCUGAGUCCGCUCAACCUCAAGCCCCCCCCCGAGAGCCCGGGGGGGCCUGCGGGAGACCUCAGCAUGACCGGCAGCCCGGACACCGCCGCCGAUGAGCGGCCCCCGGCCCAGCCCAACAUUGGCAAGCUGGUAGGGGUCGACAGCCUGGAAAAUGGAGCUCCCCCCAGUCCUGCCCUCAAUGGCUGCGCCAAGGGCUCUCUAAGUGAUGAUGGGCCCCAUCAGGUGGAUGACCCCCCCUGUUGCGCUGGGAGCCCCCCGGCUGAUGAUGUGGGCCCCCCAGAGAGCGCAGAGUCCUACUUUAAAGACAGUUAUUUUUCUCUGGAAGAUGGAGGAGGCAGCGGCGACCUGCCGAGUGCCAGCGCGGAUCCAUCCGAGCCCCCUGAGCACAGCAGCAUCAUCGGAUCCCCGAAGGGGGAGCACAACCUCGAGGUUCCGGCCCAGCCCGAGGUCCACGCGGACCCCGAAGGUCAGCCGGAGAUGGUGACCAAUGGGGGGACUGCUGAGACUUCAGCAGCCAAUCAGAGUGAGGAACUGGAAGGGGAAUUCUCCACCUGUGCCGUCCCCAAUGGCCUGGAAGCCCCAGAGCCAGGCCCUAGAUGCCCCCGCGGACCCCCCUCCAAGGAGGAGUUUGUGACUGAGGAGAAGGAGGUGGAGGAGAGCAAGCAGGAGUGCUCAGAGCAGGCCCGUGGUCCAGAGACAGGGGCCACUCUGGGCAGGGAAGAUGGGCGCCAGCAGCCUGUCAGUGUGCCCUAUGGGGGGGCGCGGCCAAAGCAGCCCGCCGGCCUCAAGCUGCAGAUCCCGCGCUCGCUGCUGGGCCAUAACCAAUCUCAGAGCCAUCCACAGGACCAGCUGGGCCCCCAGGGCAAAAACAAGAACCAGGAUCCCCGGGGGCAGCCUGGGGAGGCGUCCUGCCCUCAUGGCUACGGGGAGCAACCCAGCCUGAAUGGAGAGAGGGCCUCCUCGGGCCCCUCAGGCCCCGUGAUGGCCCCGGAGAGUCCAGAUAAUGACAUACAGGCGGGACACUUGGGGGCACUGUCCAGAAAGCCCUUCAGCUCCCUGGGGGAGGUGGCCCCGGUGUGGGUGCCUGACUCCCAGGCCCCCGUCUGCAUGAAGUGUGAGGCAAAGUUCACGUUCACCAAGAGGAGGCACCACUGUCGAGCGUGCGGGAAGGUGUUCUGCGCAGCCUGCUGUAGCCUGAAGUGCCGGCUAAUGUACAUGGACCGGAAGGAGGCACGAGUCUGUGUCACCUGUCACUCGGCGCUGAUGACCGCUCAAUCGUGGGAGAAUGCGUCAGGUGGAAACGCACAGACCCCCAACCCCAACAACCCGGCCGAAUACUGCUCCACCGUGCCGCCACUGCAGCAGGCGCGGGCUUCGGGGGCCCUCAGCUCGCCACCGCCCACUGUCAUGGUACCCGUGGGCGUGCUGAAGCACCCGGGCACGGAGGGGAGCCUCCCACGGGAGCAGAGGAGGGUGUGGUUUGCAGAUGGGAUCCUGCCCAAUGGGGAGGUGGCUGACUCCACCAAGGUAGCUGUUACCAGCCCCCCCCCUUCCGGGCCUCUGCUGCUGUCUCAGGAUUCAGGCAAACCGGCCACAGCCGGCUCCUCGGAGGCCGUGCCACCACCGGCUGAGACGGCUCCCCCCGCCCCCUCCCAUGGCCUUGGAGCUCCUGUAGGAAGCCCAGUGGGCAGUUCAGUCAAUCUGAUUCCCGACGAUGGACUCCCUCCCAUCCUCAUCUCCACAGGCGUCAAAGGAGACUAUGCAGUGGAGGAGCGGCCUUCUGAGAUCCUCAUGAUGCAGCAGCUGGAGGAGGGGACGCUGGAUCCUCUGGUCUUUGUCCUCAACGCCAACCUGCUAGCCAUGGUCAAAUUGGUCAACUACGUAAACCGGAAGUGCUGGUGUGUGACGACAAAAGGGAUGCACGCCGUGGGCCAGGCGGAGGUGGUGGUUCUGCUGCAGUGCCUCCCUGAUGAGAAGAGCAUCCCCAGGGACAUUUUUAGCCACUUCGUGCAGCUCUACCGGGAAGCCCUGACAGGAAAUGUGGUGACUCACCUGGGCCACUCCUUCUUCACCCAGAGCUUCCUGGGCAGCCGGGAACAUGGCGGUUUCCUCUACAUCAGCCCCACCUUCCAGUCCCUGCAGGACCUGCUGCUGCCCAACCCACCCUACCUCUUUGGCAUCCUCAUCCAGAAAUGGGAGACACCCUGGGCCAAGGUCUUCCCCAUCCGGCUCAUGCUGCGUCUGGGCGCUGAAUACAGAUUCUACCCCUGUCCGCUGUUCAGCGUGCGAUUCCGGAAGCCUCUCUUUGGUGAGACGGGCCACACCAUCAUGAACUUGCUGGCGGAUUUCCGUAACUACCAGUACACCUUACCCGUGGUGACGGGGCUGGUGGUGGACUUGGAAGUGCGGAGAACCUGCAUCAAGAUCCCCAGCAAUCGCUACAAUGAGUUGAUGAAAGCCAUGAACAAGUCCAACGAGCACGUACUGGCCAUCGGCGCCUACUUCAACGAGCGAGCGGACUCCCACCUCGUCUGCGUGCAGAAUGACGACGGCAACUACCAGACACAGGCGAUCAGCAUUCACAACCAGCCCCGCAAAGUGACUGGCGCCUGUUUCUUCGUGUUCAGCGGAGCUCUCAAAGUCUCUUCAGGGUACCUGGCCAAAUCCAGCAUCGUGGAAGACGGCGUGAUGGUGCAGAUCACCGCGGAGACGAUGGAGGCGCUACGCCAGGCCUUGCGGGAGAUGAAGGACUUCACCAUCACCUGCGGGAAGGCCGACCAGCAGGAAAGCCAGGAGCACGUCUACAUCCAGUGGUUAGAGGACGACCGCAACUUCAACAAAGGGGUCAUCAGCCCCAUUGACGGGAGGUCCAUGGAGUCCAUCACCAGCGUCAAGAUCUUCCAUGGUUCAGAGUACAAGGCCAAUGGGAAGGUCAUCCGCUGGACUGAGGUGUUCUUCCUACAGAGUGAUGACCAGUCCAGCGGGCUCAGUGACCCAGCGGACCACAGCCGGCUGACGGAGAACAUGGCACGGGCCUUCUGUGUGGCCCUCUGUCCCCACCUCAAAUUGCUGAAGGAGGAUGGCCUGGCCAAGCUGGGCCUGCGUGUCACUCUGGACUCCGACCAGGUGGGAUACCUGGCAGGCAGCAACGGCCAGCCACUGCUGUCCCAGUACAUGAACGACCUGGACAGCGCACUAGUGCCCGUCAUCCACAGUGGGGCGUGUCAGAUCAGCGAGGGUCCUGUCGUCAUCGAACUUAUCUUCUACAUCCUGGAGAACAUCUCCUAAAGGGAUGAGCCCCCCUUGCCCACCUGCCCGUGUCCCUAGCCGCCUUCCUCAUCCCCCUCGCUGCCUACUGUACCUGCACCCUGUCCUCCACUGCAUCGUGAGCCUCUUCCCUUUCAGAAGGCAGCACCCUUGACUCUCCUGCUGGGCCUCAGGUCACCAUCCUACCCGCAUCGGGCUUCCACAACCCCACUGCUGGCUAAAGUUGGCACAUUGCACCCUGGGUAAUCACACCUAGGCUGUAGCGGCCAUGUGCUCACUGCCUGUCGGACUCGUGGGGUGGGGUGGGGGGGGGAGCUGCCUUGCUUGUGCUGCUGGGGAAUUCUUUCAGUUUGCAGAAAUACUGCAAGGGGGGCCGGGUGGGGGUGGCGGUCUGUUUGGUGUGAUGUUUUAUUUGCGUUGCGGUGCUCAGUGCCUGGGCUGCGAUUUCCUCAUGGAGAACUAUCAGCUUUAUUUCAUAAUCACAGUGUGUUUUAAUCAGCUCUGCAGCUGUGGAUGGAUGUCAGCCUCUGCUCACCUAAGGGUGGCGUUUUGGGGCACUGGAAGCCCCCCCUCUCUGCUGGGGCAUCUCGCAGUCGCUUCAUGGUGGGACAUGGGAACGGGAACUGGCUCUUAAAGUUUACGGCACACUAACUGUGAACCUUAAGAGAAACGCACGUAGUUCCGAAGAUGCAGUGGACUUUUAGAAGGACUGUCGAAGGAAUUAACGUUUCAAAGGGAAAAACGGAGCCGAUUAUGCGGCUUUGAUGCAUCCGGACCAUCCUGGAGGAGGGCGAGGCCCACCCUUUCUUCUAUGCUCAUCUCAUGACCGGUGCACUUUAACAGGUGACUCUUGCACCACCUGCUGGCGGUUUUUAGCAGCACUCACAGAGCAGUGUUGUGGCUCGCCUGCCACAAAAGGUGACGUUCGGAGCACAAGAAAGAUGUCAGUGUUAAGUAUUUUUGGGUGUAAGGUACCGGGUUACACAGGUUUAAUGUCUUGGGUGUGUAAUGGUCAGGUGUAGAUUAGCUUGGGCCUGGAAAAUGCUGUGUCUGCAUUUAGCAUCUGUGUGACUUUCAUUUCCAUGAAAAGGUUUAGCCGGUGUCAGACCUUCAUCUUCGUCUUAGCGGAGUGACCUUAGAUGAGGGGGGCGUGGGAGCCUCCCUUCCGUUCUGCCCCUGCUUUUUGUUGCUUUAGAUAUUACGUGGAUAACAAGCCAUCUUUUCUGGUUGAGGUUGCGGCUUUAUAAAGCAAGAUUCAGGUUAGGUGUUAAUUUUUGACGUCUGAGGACUGGCCCGUGGGCCUGAGCUCGCUUUCCCACUGGACAAUCAGGACCUGUCGGCAUGUGUUUGCCGCUCCAGCCCUGACUCACGUUGCUCCAGGUGUAAGCGGAGCACUGCUGUAGAGCGGGGAAGAUCCUCUGCUCUUUGAGGAGCAGAUUUGCCUCCCAGCCUGGGUGUGCUGUGGGAUAUUGUGGUUAAACGUUGAUCUGCAUGGUGACUGGGCCAGAUGCCAGAAGACCAUCUUUGGGCUGUUUACAGUCAGUUCAUAGAGAUGCAUGGAUUAUGAGUGAAUGUGGGCAAGUCAGCCGCAGUGAACUUGGGACAUGCAGCCACUGGCUACCGUUCAGGCCGAAAUCUCCUUUACAUACUACUACACGUUCAGACAAACUGGACUAGUUUUAAGCUACAAGCAGUAUCUGGAUUUCAGCUGUUUUCCAUGAAGACUUACUCUUGAGGUUAUGGGAGUGGUGAAUCACUGCUGAAUUCAAGAAAUUGAGACAUGAAAUCAGAAACGAAACCUGAAAUGAAUCAGUUCAUGUUUAAACAUGCCGGGGCCUUUCUGGCUGAGUUUAUUUGGUCUGCUUUUAGGUGGAAAGGUGGCUGCUGGAGCAGGCUGAUCUGCCAUAAGAUGCCAGUCAGCGGGAUGUGAGGGAAUUAAGGGAAAUGUUUACAGCAUGGCUUAAGCAGCAGCCUUGACUGGGCCUCUGAGGGGUGAGUCUGUGUGAGUCAGAGUGGGUGACACACUUCCAGCCCCGUCCACCGCAGCAAUUAACAUUUCAGCAGAAUAAGCGAGAGCGAUCCCCCAGGGAUGCUCACUGUAGGUGGCUGUUUUGCCUGAAUGUUUUUUUUUAAUUAGCUCCCAGAAUCCAUUGCUGCUGCAUGCAUACAGGAACAAAGACGAUUUCCGUGAUCAGUGAUGCUCCCCUUCCCCAAACAUGGAACAAGUGAAAUUCCUCUGUACAAAAAUUAUAUAUAAUGUUAUAUAUACAUAACCUGUGUAAAUGAAACCAGCUGGAAAAAAGUACAGCUUCCCAGACAAUAACACCAAUCAUCAGCUUAAUGGGAAGAAAAAAAUAAGCAUAUUUAAAAGCCAAAAACUGUACAUUUCUCUCCAAUGUACACUACAAUGUCAAUAAGAGCAGUCUAUUGAAAACUGUAGUAUCUGUAUAAUAAAACUUAUAGAAAACUGAA